Cutaneotrichosporon oleaginosum is the source of this 2430-nucleotide messenger RNA. RefSeq lists its product as uncharacterized. Gene Ontology annotation, molecular function: mismatched DNA binding; ATP-dependent DNA damage sensor activity; ATP hydrolysis activity. Gene Ontology annotation, biological process: mismatch repair. Lineage: Eukaryota; Fungi; Basidiomycota; Tremellomycetes; Trichosporonales; Trichosporonaceae. The record is from RefSeq and is a predicted model, not a curated record. Gene Ontology annotation, cellular component: mismatch repair complex.
CCACUCGAACUGUGCUUUACCCACUUCCGCACAAUCAUGAGCAGCCAACCAUGAACAACGGCGCGCGUAUCAAGCGCCUAAGCAGGCCAGCAGCAACACGUCUGCGGUCGUCUCUCGUCAUCCCCUCGCUUCCGCAGAUCCUAACAGAGCUCGCGCAUAACGCUCUCGACGCCGGCGCGACCAGCAUUGAAUGCUGGGUCAGACUUGUCCCCGGCGACGAGAGCGUGCGCCUGGAGGACGACGGGCAUGGAAUUACGCUUGAGAACCUCGGUUUUAUCGGAGAGCAAUACAUAACUAGCAAGGAGGCGGAGGGGUGGUCUGGCAACGGCACGUACGGGUACCGCGGAGAGGCUUUGGCAUCUAUCUCAGCGCUGUCGUUGAUGGAGAUCACAUCGCGUGCGCCGGGGGCCGAGACGCACUCGAAGAUCAUCCGCAACGGCGAGACGAUAUACCUCGGCAAGGCGCGGCAUGAGCUGGGCCGCGCGAGAGGCACCACAGUCUCCGUCCGCGACCUCUUUAACGCGAUUCCCGUGCGGCGCGCAUCCCUAGCCUCAACCCCCUCGAUCAGCGCGUGCAAGCAGGCGAUGGAGGCACUCGUCCUCGUCGCGCCCAAGAUCCGCUGGGUGCUGUGGGAGGACAGGCUCGGCGGCAUGCGCAAAAUCCUGCACUGGGCUGGUGGUAAGAACAGCCUCGAGGCGUUCCGCGGGCUAUAUGGGCAUGCAGGGGUCGAGCGCGUGCAGAAGAUCCGUGUAUCGUCGGGGGACCGGCGCAUGGACGGCUUCAUCAGCCUCGAAGGCGCAUUCACCAAGUCGCACCAGCAUCUCUACAUCAAUGGCUACGCGAUCCCCGGUUCGGAACUGCACAAGCUUAUCGAGCGGCGCUUUGCCUCCAGCAGCUUCUCGGCGUUGUCGAGCAACUUGACGGAAGAGAGCGUUGCGCCGACGCAGAAACGAUCAUCACCACGACGUCUCGAACGGUUUCCCAUUUACGUGUUGAACAUCACAUUACCUUCCGCAGAUGUCGACGCUGCUUACGACGCGCGUAAGUUGACGAUCGGGUGCAAGGAGCCGGGGAAGACGCGCGCAUUUGUCAUAGCUGUCAUCGAUGAUUUUCUGCGUAAGAGCGGGUUUGGUGCGCCGAGGAGCGGGACCGACUCCCCUACGAGACAGAACUUGCCGAUGCCAAGCCCCAGCAAGCCGUUUUCUCCACGCCCUUCCGGCCUCAGCUCGACCAUCGUGCCCGACGAGGCAGAGCCGGAGACUGUUCCCAACCCUGCCAGACAGCUGUUCUUCAACAGCUAUCGCCUCGGCAGUGAGGCGCCGAGUACAUUAGCCGCCCCGUCUCCAGCCACCCCGUCUCCCAUCGCCAGUGGGAACGGGGACAACGUGCCCCCUGCUGGCAUCAGCGCGCCAUCGCCGCCAGAACUAGAGCCAUCCACCGUUGAGGAGUUGAUCAAGCAAGCUUCGGAUCAGGUCAUCUCUCGCGUGCGCAAGUUUGACGAACGACAGGACGACGAACGGACCACAUAUGCACCCUCGUGGCUGCCGCCGGUGCGCUCAGACAUGAAAUUUACACAUGCGUCGAUCGCCUCCGCCAUUGUCUUGCCCCAAGUGGACCGAAGGUUCAUCCCCUGUGUCAUGAUGGCCGAGGACACGUCUGAGGAGAAGUCUGAAGCGCUGGUCGUGAUCGACCAGCAUGCGGCUGAUGAGCGCGUCGCUGUAGAGCAAAUCCUGGACGCUCUGAACGAAGGCUUUGCGCGUAACAACAUGGCCAUCACAGAGCUUGAGGAUGGUGUCGUCCGGGUAGUCCUCUCUCGGCAGGAGGUGGCGACGCUGGAGCUACCUGGCGUCCGUGAGGUGCUCCGACGCUGGGGCAUCGGCCUAGGCGACACAGCAGCGCAAGGAGAGUAUACUCAAGUGAACGCUCUCUGUGUUCCCCAGCUUCUCGACCGCCUAGGACACAAGAAUGCGACAGAACUCACGCGCCUACUGCGCCUGUACCUUCCCGAGCUCGCCGACAGCCUCCCGGAGAUUCAAGUGCUCACCACGCUUCUGGACUGUGGCUCUCGCGACGGCUCACACGGCUGGGCGAGCGUCCAGCGCCGGAUGCCGCUCGAGAUGGCCGAGCUUGCCAACUCCAAAGCGUGCCGCGGUGCCAUCAUGUUCGGAGACCGCCUCCAAGGGGACCAGUGCGAGCGCCUUGUCGCGCAACUCGCCGUGACCCGCAACCCAUGGAUCUGUGCGCACGGCCGGCCUACCCUCGCUCCACUCGGCCUCAUUCCUCAAUAUCGACCGCCUGCUCGCCGCGCAAUCGACUGGGCAGCAUGGAAGCACAAGCACACGGAGCCGCCACUCUCGGCCCUGCGCCCCAGUUGACCUCAGCUGUAGCCAAUACAUUUAUCGAUGUUGUAAAUAUGUACAUGUACAACAG